AUGGACUACAUCACGACCGGCGAUAUCCCUCGCCUGCGCUACCCUCACUACCAGUCGAGACUCAAGUCCCUCACCGACAUCGUUCAGAAAAUUUGUGAACUCAUAGUCAUCUCCAUCAGCUCCCUCUCCACGCCAUCGUCGCCGAUGUGCAACGCCCUCUACGUCUGGGACUGCUACAAGAAUACCUGCGUCUACCAGUACUUCUACGGCAACAGUGCCAGCACCGCCGGCGUGCUCGCCAACGAGACCUUCACCUUCGGCACCAACGGCACGCGUGUCUCCGUGCCCAAGAUCACCUUCGGCUGCAGGAACCUCAACGCCGGCUCCCUCUACAACGGCUCCGGCAUGGUGGGCUUCGACCGGGGCCCGCUGUCCCUGGUCAGCCAGCUAGGGGUGCCCAGGUUCUCCUACUGCCUCACCUCCUUCAUGUCCACCGUGCCCAGCCGCCUCUACUUCGGCGCCUACGCCACGCUCAACACAACAAACACAAGUGACUCCGACCCGGUGCAGUCCACGCCCUUCAUCGUCAACCCGGCGCUGCCCACCAUGUACUACCUCAACAUGACAGGCAUCAGCGUCGGCGGCGACCUGCUGCCCGUCGACCCGUCCCUGUUCACCAUCAACAACGCCGACGGCACGGGCGGGGUCAUCAUUGACCAACGGUGGUCGCCGCGCACACGGCCCCGACCCUGGCGCCCCACUGCUUGA
Lolium perenne is the source of this 708-nucleotide messenger RNA. Its product is annotated as aspartic proteinase nepenthesin-1-like. Lineage: Eukaryota; Viridiplantae; Streptophyta; Magnoliopsida; Poales; Poaceae. The record is from RefSeq and is a predicted model, not a curated record. Gene Ontology annotation, cellular component: extracellular region.